UUCAAAUGCAGUUUCACCUACGUGAAUUCCAUCUUUCUCUCUCCUCAGCCUCCGACCCUGAAGUCGAUCCUGUCACGUCCACCCACCACCUCCUCGUCGCCUGAUCCUCUGUUCCACCGUGCCAUCACACAGAGGACUAGCUCUCAAAGGAGAAGCUGGGAUUUAUGUUACACCUGAGUUUCUCUGGAGACUCGAGCUAAGUGAAUGAGAGCAGGAACCUUGGAGCUCACGCUCAGGGCUGCAGUGCUGUUGAUGAGGCCUCUGGUAGAUUCCUCUGAGGCUCUGAUAUCAGAUUCCUUCAGCACCGAACACGAUCCUUUGUCAACAUGACGGGUUUGGUAGUGAUUUCCUUUAGUCCCCAAAUGUUCUUUUUGUCACCCACCAAUGAGGACGUCAACGUGUUGCCUUCAGCUCUGUGGUACAAAGCAGCCCAAAGCAAACCCUCUCUGAAGAAAAUGUGGGGAAGGAUUAAGACAUGCGCUGCAAAGCAGUUUGCCCAAGUGUCCCUUUGUCAUAUUGUGGAGAGACUGAAUAAGAAGAACUUUGACAGUCCUGACAACCCAGCCUUUGACAAGGUUUUAAGUAGGCAGUCAAUGCAGGCUGUCAUGAGUGAUAUUGACACUCUGCUUCCAACAGCAGUUGGUGAGAUACAGCGGGGGCAGAAUGUGUCUCAAUGGAUGGAUGAUAUUUUCAGUGGUAAUACCCUCGAGUUAACCAAUGAGCUGAAAAAUAUCCUCAUCAAUCACAUUGAUAGGAUGAGGCCUAAGAUCACCUCACGACCAAAAGCCUCACAACCAAAAGCCUCACAAUCACUGCGCACAAGCAUAACGGUUUGUCCGCCACCUGCUAUCAUAUCAGCUGACAUCCUUGGCAUUGUGUGGUGUUUCCUUGGAGUACUGAGGUGGUGGCUUCACACACAGUCAGAAACUCUCACUUCCAGGGUGAUAACACAAACUUUAGAAAAAGCUGUGUCCGAUCGGUGGGGCCAGUCUGCCUUCAGCAGCUCGUCAAGAGUCUGGCUCAGAAAGCGAGCUGACGUCUCCUGAAUUCAAGGAAGAAUUCAGCGAAGAGCAAGACCCAACAGUGGACGGAAGGAAAUUACCCUUCAGAUAAUUGUUCUGAAGCUGGUUACGAGACCCAGCACUUGACACAUAUAUUGUCUCUGUCCUCAAAGAUCUGCUUGUGACGCCACCAUAAAGAUCCAUCGUCAUCAGCAGGUUCUUCUCCUGACUGUGCAACGCCUUCUCCAAACCCUUUCAAUCAAAAAUAUUGUUACCAGAUUAUCAGAAUGAAGCUGUGUAACUUGGAUAAGUUUGAGUCUUUAUACCCCAUAGAUUACCGUUUCCAUUAAAAUUGUCUUUGCCUGAAAAUGAAUGUUUCUUUUUCAUUCCCCAAUGGCAGCUCCUUGCCAAGUCCUCGCAGAGUGAUAACAGUACAGAUCCUCCAGCUGCAGCAAUGAAAAAUUAUGAAAGGACUAUUAAAGGGGUGAAGAAGAAAUGUAAAUUAAAACCCUCCAGCUUGUCUUACUCUGAACAUGCAUGGUUUUGACAUGUUAUUAUGAUGAUGCAGUUUGCACAUGUUCUGGUGUUUACUGCGGCCAUCACAAUUACAGGUUAACAAAUUUAAAGAUGAAACGACAUGACCUGGCUGCAGUCCAAUAAAUAAAUCCUGCAUC
Messenger RNA from Platichthys flesus (European flounder), 1675 nucleotides. RefSeq lists its product as uncharacterized. Bases 327 to 1046 code for a protein of 239 amino acids. NCBI's taxonomy places the organism in Eukaryota, Metazoa, Chordata, Actinopteri, Pleuronectiformes, Pleuronectidae. The transcript is spliced from 3 exons. The record is from RefSeq and is a predicted model, not a curated record.